Messenger RNA from Bufo bufo (common toad), 3443 nucleotides. It is a transcript of the gene MYBL2, whose product is annotated as MYB proto-oncogene like 2. Gene Ontology annotation, biological process: regulation of DNA-templated transcription. The coding region runs from base 77 to 2308 and encodes 743 amino acids. Gene Ontology annotation, molecular function: DNA-binding transcription factor activity, RNA polymerase II-specific; RNA polymerase II cis-regulatory region sequence-specific DNA binding. Lineage: Eukaryota; Metazoa; Chordata; Amphibia; Anura; Bufonidae. The transcript has 14 exons. Gene Ontology annotation, cellular component: nucleus. The record is from RefSeq and is a predicted model, not a curated record.
CGUGACAGAGCUGCGCGCGCAACGGGCGGGAGAUAGGAAAAACAAUAACGCCCGAAACGGCGGCCUGGCAACCGUCAUGGCCCGGAUAGGACGCAGUGACGAUCUGGAAGACUUUCAUUAUCAAGACACAGAUUCUGAUGUUCCUGAGCACAGAGAAAACAGAGUCAUGGUGAAAUGGACCCAUGAGGAGGAUGAAGUGCUGAGAGCCCUUGUGAAGAAGUAUGGGCCGGGUGAAUGGAAACAGAUAGCCAGCCACAUGCUUAACCGGACAGAGCAGCAAUGCCAACAAAGAUGGCUCCGCGUUCUUCAUCCAGACCGUGUCAAAGGACCAUGGACUAAAGAGGAAGAUGAGAAGGUUAUUGAGCUGGUGAAGAAGUAUGGAACUAAGCACUGGACACUUAUAGCGAAGCAACUGAAGGGAAGGUUGGGUAAACAGUGCCGUGAGCGAUGGCACAACCACCUCAAUCCAGAGGUGAAGAAGUCCUCCUGGACUGAAGAGGAGGAUCGAAUUAUCUGUCAAGCGCACAAAGUUCUAGGCAAUCGCUGGGCAGAAAUAGCAAAGCUGUUGCCUGGGCGGACAGACAAUGCAGUGAAAAAUCAUUGGAAUUCAACCAUCAAGCGGAAAGUGGAGACAGGUGGCUAUCUGAAUGGAAUGAAGAUCAGCAUCACAGAGGAGAAGGACGAAAAGGAAGACUCUGCUUAUCAGGCUGCUGUGGAAGAGAUAGAACCAUGCUUUGUUUCUGAAGUCAAGGUCGAGACCGUAGAACAUGGCCCCAACUCUGACAUAAUGGAAGUGAAAAUAGUUGAGGUAAAGUCUGAGCAGCUGAGUGAAGGCGAGGAAGAGGAGAGUGCAGGGUCCAGCCCGUCAUCUGCCUCUGUGAAUUCUGCCCCAGAGAAAUGGAUGGUGGAGUAUGUCAACUGCCUAGUGCCAAGCAAUGACAUGAUCGAAUCGGAUGCUGAAGGUUGGUGUGACCUUACAAGUUUUGAUUUGGCGGAUGAAUCUGCGGUUACUGAUGUUGGCAGUCCUAACUCUGAGACUUCAUCAAAACCCCUUGCAACCAAUGUUACUGAAUAUCGUCUAGAUGGACACACCUUGUCUGACCUGAGUAAGGGUAGCAAGGGGGAGUUGAUUCCUAUAUCUCCACGUCCACAUGCUGGAUUUGGGACCCCACCAUCCCUGCUGAAACACAAGAAGAGGAGGAUCACAUUGUCGCCUGUGACGGAAAGUGUGGCCAACACUAGUGCCUCCACUACAGAUACAAAUAGCAUGACCCCCAAAAGCACUCCUGUUAAAUCACUGCCCUUCUCUCCAUCACAGUUUUUGAAUUUUUGGUCGAAACAUGAUGCACUGGAGCUGGAAAACCCAUCUCUAACCUCCACACCUGUCUGUAGCCAAAAGGUGGUUGUAACCACACCUCUCCAUCGAGACAAAACGCCAUUGCUACAGAAGAAUUCGGCGUUUGUGACGCCAAAUCAUAAAUUUAUGGGGGAUAAUGCACCCCACACGCCCACCCCGUUCAAGAAUGCUUUAGAGAAGUUUGGGUCAUUAAGGCCAUUGCCUCCAACCCCUCAUCUUGAAGAAGAUCUGAAGGAAGUUUUACGCAACGAAUCUGGUAUAGAACUGGUCAUUGUAGAUGAAUCCAAACAUGAACGUCCAAAAAGGAAACCUGGGCAUUCUCACAGUCCGAUCAAGAAGGUGCGGAAGUCUCUUGCUUUAGAUGUGGUUGACAAGGAGAUCAAGCCUCCCACACUUUCCCUUUCUUCGGCAGUCUCUCUAGAAGUACAGCCGCAGUCCUGCGAGAGCUUCUUGUCCAUGUCCCUGAAUGAGUCGUCUUGCAGCACUAAAGAGAACAGUUUAUUAAAUCAGGGAUUUGUCCAGGUGAAGCCAAGCAAAGGCUCCUCCGUCUACGAUGAAACCUCACACACUGACAUUGGCGAGCUGGUGAAAACGCAGGAGGCAACUGCUCGGAAAACCAGUAAAAGCGUAUUCAUCAAAAUGGAACCCUCCAUACACUUCAUUACAGACUCUGGCCCGAGCUCACCUGUAGAUGCGGACACGGCUGUCAAGACCUCGUAUUACAGGAGUAAAGGAGCCAUUUUGAAGCCUGACAAACCUAUCAUUUGCAAUGCUGAGAAGCAGUCAGCAACACAAACAGAAACCCUCAGGAUUCCCGAACCGAUGAGUAAAGCUUGGAAAAUCAUCGCUUUUGGUGGCUCCCAGGACCAGCUGCUCAUGCAGGAGAAAGCCAGAGCAAUUCUGAACUUGUACAAACACAGCUCUACUUCACGGACUCUCAUCAUGUCAUGAUGCAGCCAAAAAAAGACUUGUCCAUCAUCUAGUUUUAGAAGAACCACCUCACCGUGCAGCUACAAAGACCCCAGCUAUCUAUUAACAGUGGGUUCUGGCUGGACCACACGUUACUCAGGCUUGUGCUGUCUCCAUAAAAGGUCCAAAAUAAAUGGUAAAUUAAAUAGAAACACCAAUUCCUUCCCCCCCCCCCCCCCCCCCCCCCCCCCACGAUCUUAUAACUGUACGGUAAGUCACACUUUUCAGUAUUGUAAAAGGGUGGUCCAGCAUAAAAACACACUGCCGUGUUGUGUCCAUGGGCUGUGGCAUUGCAUCUUAUCACAAUUCUCUUGCCUGGUGACAAGCCCCUUUAAAAGGACAAAAACCUUCAAAAGAUGUUAGUCAUAUACCUAAUACACAAUUGGAUCUGAGCUGUAGUUUUCAAUUUAUAAAUUGAACCUAUAUUGAUUGGGGCGUUUAUCAAAAUAGUUGGAAAUGUUCAUUGCAACCGGUCUGAUUGCUCCUUUUCAUUUUGCAAGUUUUUUGGUUCCCCCUUCCCAAAUCAGAUCUGUUGUAAAUUAGCUAGCGGAGGAUGUAGGGAGAGUUUGCUUACAAGUAGGUAUAUUUGUAUUUGCUGUUAGUAUGACUGAUCUUAAAGGGGUUCUCUGGUAUUAAGUAAGCAGACACGUCUUAUGAAGCAAAAUUCAUAUUGCAGGGGAAGAAAGCCUCUUUGCAACCAUCGCCCCCGUACAAUGAGAUCAACAUUUUGGGGACCCUUUCUUCUUCUUUUUUUUUUUUUUUUAACACUAUUAUAACUGACUAUUUGUACAGGGGGUUGUCUGAAAUUAGGAAAUAAAAGAUGUUGUUUUUAUUUAAUUUUUUUUAUUUAUUUUAUUGCAUUUGUCAUCACUUACCAAUAGGUGAUGCGUCCGGUCACUGUAGAUUGGUGUCUGUCUGAUGAUAUCUCUGCCGACACAGAUGGCGAUACCAAUCUGUAGAAAAAGGCUUUUUUAUUAUGUGAAAAUUGACCCCCAAGGUGCAACAAGGGCGGUAUAGUUGCACCCAGAGACUCCUUUCCCUGUUUGCUAUGCUCUGCCUCCACCACUGUGACAGACAGGCCAGACAGUGAAACCCUAUGCAUCCCUGGCCCUGAACU